This is a messenger RNA of Patella vulgata (common limpet), 7977 nucleotides long. RefSeq lists its product as uncharacterized. Gene Ontology annotation, molecular function: protein binding. NCBI's taxonomy places the organism in Eukaryota, Metazoa, Mollusca, Gastropoda, Patellidae. The record is from RefSeq and is a predicted model, not a curated record. The transcript is spliced from 15 exons. The coding region runs from base 289 to 3000 and encodes 903 amino acids.
UAUUUCACCCCCGGAACAAAUAAUGAAACAGGCUAAUAAAAGUCAUUCCUGGGACAUCUCGAACUAUCACACGGAUGAAGCUGGCUUCAAAUCGCAACUAAUCAAAGCUUAAACUCAUGGUGAGAAACAAGAGAAAACAACUAAAGAUAACUUGGAACAGUUUCAACUAGAACUCGACAAUGGUUAUUAUAAUUAAGGAGUUUUAAUUAGUGUAACACAAUGACAUGCAUCAGAGUGAAGUACUUGUGGUAGACUUAACAAUCUAAAAAAAGAUAAACCGGAACCAACAUGGAUUUUAGAUUGUGUAGAACAUUGUUAGUGAUUUGUUUUUGUUUAAUUGUUUUUCCUGCAUGCUGUUUAUCUCAAAGGAAACCUUUACUGGAUUUGUGUGAAAAAUUGAAAGGUGUUGCACCUAAUGGGGACACUCUUCCAACUCUUGGUAGUAACGUGACGGUGUUUGUCAACCUAACAAACCCAAACCGUGAUACUCAUCAUAUGUGUUUAAUGAAGUUUACUACAUGUAACAACUGUAAAUUCUCUGUAACAACAAGUGACUACCCAUAUUUCAAUUUGCCGGAAUGUAGUAUGAUGCACAAUUGUAUGACUGAGGAUAUUACUGAAUGUGUUAAAGGGUGUACAUAUUUACGUAUCUUUGAUAAAGAUUAUAGGAAUGAAACAGAUGUUUGUUAUGAUAGAAAAAUUAAAAACUUUAAGAGUGAAUCCAAGACUAUCUAUAUUGUUUUCUGUUCAAAUCAAGACCGUGAUGUCUCUGAUAUCCAUUUUAGGCUUGUUCUUAAAGUUGAAGAAAAAUUGAUAAAGAUUCGUGGUUCAUCAUAUGAUAAUGUGUCUACCGGUACUAAUAUUUUGAAAUCACCAUUCUUUCCUAAUCCAUAUAACCAGAAUGGAGAAGAAUACUCGUAUGAGUUUAGAGCUGUCAAUCAAAAUGAAUAUAUACAGAUUAUUUUUGAUGAUUGGAACCUGUCACCUAGUAGUAAAAUUAGGUUUGAUUAUACUAAUGUACAAGGUAAUAUUGGCGGAUCGGCUAAUAGACCAUUUGUUAUUUCCAAUGGACCUAUGUUAAGAUUACAUUUUUAUCCUGGUAGUAAUCUAAGAAGUAAUUCUGUCAGAAGUUAUAUGGGCUUUAAACUUACCUACAAGUUUUAUAAUAAUCGUGAUUAUGCACAAAAAACUGAAACAAAUUGUGGUGGCUAUUUUUUAAACAGUGAUGGAGGAUACAUAAUGUUUAAUUCAUCACCAAAAGCUGGUGAAUAUUAUGAUUGUAUAUGGGUAGUAAAACGACAACCUGGUUAUACAAAUAUUCUUGCUAAAAUAGAAGCUUAUUCAACUCCACCAGUUUACAGUCAUCAGAACUAUGUCGAGUUAAGAGAUGGUUUAACUUCAGAAGGUAAUUUAAAAGAGAAAUUACUGUAUGAAGGAUCAUCAAAACUGUAUGGAUACCAGUCCAGUACAGGUUUCUAUAUAAGACUUAAAGGAAGAUAUAUAGAUACUAAAGAUUUUAUUCUUUCUUAUGCUUCAUACAAAUAUGGGCAGUGUGAUAAAGAACAAGGAUUUUUUGAUUGUGGUAAUGGAAAAUGUAUUUCUUCCCGGUUAUUAUGUGAUGGUUAUAAUCAUUGUGAUGAUGGUUCAGAUGAACAAACUAUGGCAUGUGGUAGAGGUAGUCGGUAUGAUUCAUCGCCUUAUUCCUAUACACUGAGUGUUGGUGUUAUAAUACCUAUAGUUAUAUCUAUAUUCCUUAUAGUUGUCAUCUGUUUACUUAUUAUAUUUAUACGAAGAUGUAGAAAAUUAUCAGCUCAACCUCUUGAUGAUACACAGAGAAUAAAUACAGUUAGUGGACAAGUACCUCGUGGAAGAAGAAGAAGAAAUAGACAAAGAAUUAGCAUGAAUUUAACAAUUUCACAGGACUCACCUCCUACAUAUGAAGAAGUAAUUCGAUCUACUCCAAUUGGACACUUAAAUAUGGCAUUCAUGUGGUCACAGCCUGAAAUUUCAAUGAUUCAGCCCCCAACAUAUGAAGAAGCUACUAGUCCACAAGGUUCUCAAUUACCGUUACUUAAUCGUCCUAUUCCAAAUAAUCCAUCCUCCAGUUCUUCAGAGGUGACUGGUGCAACAAUUGGUCCUUUUCCAAAUAUUAAUUCUUCAGGUGAUGAAUCAUAUCAGCAACGUUGUCAACAAGUAUCUUCUAGUAAUUCAACUGUUUCUGGUGAGAGACAAGGUUAUGAUCACACCCAGUCUGGUGUGAUUUCUAAUCUAUCUAAUGUUCGGGAGAACACUCGAGAUGAACCUAAAGAUGAAUUUAUUGAAAGCCUGGUUUGUUCUACUGGUCUCACUGGGAAAUCUGAUCAACAAUCUGUGCCAUCUGCAGAUGAACUAUGUUCAACCAGUGCUGAAACUGGAACAAACAAUAAUACUGUGUCUGAUCCUAGAUCAUUAGAAUCACCACAUAGAACAAGGGAAUGUGGCAUGCCAUAUAAUCCAGAAAUGUCUGCUACAGCAAGUACAAGCACUGUUACCAGACCACAGUAUCAAAAUUCUCGUGAUGUUGAUCCUAAACAAGCUCUACAAGAUUUUGUGGCACGGAAACAGAGACAUCGGAAAUCUAAUCCGCAUCAUCAAGCUGAGCGUUCUGCGUCUGCUGGUCCCCCAGAACACAGAAGACACAGACGGAAAGCUGAAUCAAUACAUUCUGCUAAUAAUUCGCCCGCACAUAAUAAUAACAGUGACAAUAGAGAAAGUGCCUCCACAGGUGGUGCGUCAACAAGUGGUCAGCAUUUAAAAAAUAAUGAAACAAGUGAUGUUUAUGACAGUAAAUAUGAUACUGAUAGAUCUACAACACAAGCAGCUGGUUCUGCUCCCGCUCAAAAUUUACCAUCUGCUUCAGACUGUCAAUCUGUACAAGAGAUGGUCAAUGAACCAGGACAAUUUUUUCUUUCGUUAAAAGUGAGUACCGAUCCAGAUGAAGAUGGGGAUGUGUAUGUUUAAACUGUUUAUGACUUUAACUUUACUAUCAUCAAGACAUAUUGGUCAUUUUUUGUGUGUGUGUGUGUGUGCGAAGGGGUGUUAAUAGUAAUCUUGAUUGUUUUCUUUUUGAGUAACUGAACUGUUUUUGCCUAAUUGUUAUUUGUACAAGGUAGUGACAUACAAAAAAGUGCUGAAUUAAUUUAUUAUUUUUAAUGUAGUUGUGAUAUAAAAUUGAAUUUAAUAGAUACCACCUAAAACUGUGUGAUUUUAUUUUUUUUUUAACAGGUAGCUUUAUACUUUAUAUAUAUACUUUUUACCCAUAUGUACAAACAAUGGUUUCUGUUGUUAUUUGCAGACAACGAACAAAAAAAUACUGUCCUGAACUUUUCAGUAAUGUUCUGAAGCGUCUUGUAAUAGUAAAUCUAAUACUAACUAUAGGCAGUUAAGACUGAAAAAUCAGAAUUCUUUUCUCUUUUGAUGAAUUUUGUGAUCAAAACUAAUUUUUUUAAAAGUUCUACAUUUUGUGUGUCAAUCAUAAUAUUUGACUAAAAAAAUUAAGAUCAUACCUUGAGUUGUUUAUUGUCCAUGCAUAUAUGAUCUAAAUGUAGGCAACCAUUUUUUAUAGAGUUGUGUAUUUUGUGUUUUCUUGUUUAAUACAAAUUUGUUCUUAUAAAUUUAACAUAUCUGUACAUAAAUAUUGUGAGCAUUUUCUAUUUGAUACUUUUUUAAAUAUACUAUUCAAAAAAAGUAGGGGAUAUUUGAUUUUGGGGGCAUAAUACUAAAAUAUGCAAAUGACUACGAAAAAAGUCACUAUAGAACCUAACAGAAGAAACAUUUCCAGUUACAUGUGACGCCCAAACGCACCAAUAGCUACCGCAUGGAAUGCAGGUGAUGCUUGGGAUCAUCAUGGCGGUCCAACCCAAGAUUUGCACGACUCUGACUUUGAAUGUUACAGUCAUUGUGGCAUUGAAUUCCAGGGUGGAAACAUCAGUUUAAUUGUUUUAGUGACCAGAAAACAAAUUUUGAUAUGCGUCGGCUUACCCAAAAUGAAAGGUUACGUGCCCUUGGCAUGCUACAGAUCGGCACAACACAGGCGGUUGUGGCGCGGACGAUGAAUGUUUCUCAGUCUGUCAUAAGCAGGCUAUGGUCCAGAUACCGUGAUACACAAUCUGUACAGGACAGACCACGCUCAGGUCGACCAAGGGCGACAACUCAAGCCCAGGAUCGAUUUAUCCCUACCUUGGCCUUGAGAAAUCGUGUCAUCACAGCAAAUCAGAUCAGCGCUCGUCUUCAAACAGACACUGGUGUGAGAGUGAGUGGCCAGACGAUUCGGAAUCGACUGCAUAGGGGUCACCUUCGCGCCCGACGUCCUUGCGUGAUCCCUUGUUUGAGAGAUCAUCACAUUCAGGCAAGACGUCGUUGGUGUAGGGAUCGUCAACACUGGGAUAAUCGACGCUGGAGCAAUGUGAUGUUUUCAGAUGAGUCAAGGUUCACUGUUGAUUUUUUGGACAGACGUAGGAGGGUGUGGCGUCGUCGAAACGAGCGCUUCCAAGACGUUAACGUCAUCAGACAUGAUCGAUUUGGGGGUGGUUCUGUUAUGGUGUGGGGAGGCAUCACUGUUGCUGGAAGAACGGCUUUACAUGUUGUUGCAGGGCGUGUUACAGGCCAGUACUACCGGGACAACAUCUUGGCAGUCCAUGUUGUGUCGUUCGCACGACGUCAUGGCCGCCGUUUCAUCUUCCAGGAUGACAACGCAAGAUGUCACAGGGCCAGGAUCGUUACAGGUUACCUCCAACAACAGAACAUCACCACAUUACCUUGGCCAGCACUGAGUCCCGACCUCUCCCCCAUCGAGCAUGUCUGGGACAUGCUUGGACAGAGGUUACGUCAAUGUCAACAACGUCCUGCCAAUGUCCAAGAACUUGCUGCUGCGUUGCAACAGGAAUGGGACAAUCUGGACCAAAAUGACCUUAGACGUCUCAUUAGGAGUAUGCCACGUCGGAUCAAUGCUUGUUUGGCAAACAGAGGAGGAUUUACCCGUUACUGACUUGGUUGUGAUGCUGUGGUAACUUUGCUGUUUGACCCCGGGUAUCAUUUUACCCUUAUAAUGGUCAGUCUGUGCCUUACUUAGUCUAACGAUCAUUUGGAAUAAAUCGAUGAAUGUGAACUUCAUUUCAUUUUGUCAUUUGUUUCUUCGUCAGUUUCAUUAGGUGACUUUAAUAACACUUAAAAAUCAAAUAUCCCCUACUUUUUUUGAAUAGUAUAGAUGAUUUAUAAAUCAAUGCCAAUCAUUAUAAUUUUAUAUGGAUGUAGAAUUGGAGAUAUUUUAUUCAACUCUUUGAUAUGUAAAGUGAACUGUUUACAAGUUUUACACAUUUUAUUCAUAAUGAGUAAAUUUUUAGAAUGUUUGUGCUGAAAAUCAUACUUUUUAAAAAAAGGUGUAUGUUAAAUGUAAUUAAUUCCUUUUUUCUUUAUUAGCUAAUAAUACACAUUUCUCUAAUAAUAUUAUUUCUUUAGUUUUUAGCAUACUGUUUAUUUCAUUACAUUUGAAUAUCAACUUUACCUGGAAGAACCUACUUCAUAAUCCCAUAUAGGCCUACCUACAUUUAAUGUGAACAUAUAUUGUAGUCAACCUGGUUGCUCUGUCCAGGAUAGAUUGAAACAUAGUAUGAAUUCUAAGUUAAAUGGGAUUCGUCUAUUAUUCACAGACUUACUACCUUAGACAUAAUGAAAAUAUAUUUUAUUCGAUUUUAACCAAACAAAUUAUCACUGUAACCCGGGUAUCAUUAAUCUUGUGUAUUUAGCACUAAUUUCUUUCACAUUCAUUCAAUAUGAUACCUUUGUUUAAAAAAUCAUAAAAAUCGCCCACAUCAGCUAAAUCGUCUGAGUGGUCGCAUAUUUAUUCUUUUGUAGGUACUUGGGGGCAUUUACAAGACAAUUUCAUACAGAUCACAUUAUAAUUUUCGUCGUUUGUUCACAAGGUUCUACAAACUGAAACAAGGGCUUUAAUUGUGGAAGUAAUUUACAGAAAUUGUUGAAAUUUGACAGUACUGUUCGUUUUACUAAUUUAAAUAAUGCAUAUAAAUUUCAUACAGAUCGGAUGAUAACUUUUGUCUUUCGAACAUUCACAAGGUUCACAAAGUAAAUGAAAUGAAAUGAAAUAGGGUUUAACUUUAGAAGUAAUUGACAAAGUUGCUGAAUUUCAAUAGACAUCUGUUUCAUAAAUUUAAAUGAUGCAUAUAAAUUUCAUCGAUCGAGCAUUAACAAGGUUGAACAAAGUGAAACAAGGGCGAUAACUCUAGAAGUAAUUAUUGUAAAUUGCUGAAAUUCAAAAGGCUUCGUGGUUUCACUAAUCUUAAUGAUGCAUAUAAAUUUCAUACAGAUCUGAUGAUAAAUUUUGGCGUUAGUGAUCACAAGGUUCAACAAAGUGAAAUUGCUGAAAUUCAAUAGGAUUCUUUGUUUCACUAAUUUAAAUAAUGCAUGUAAAUUUCACAAAGAUUGGAUGAUAACUUUUGGCAUAAGAGCGUUCACAAGGUGCAACGAAAUGAAACAAGGGACAUAACUGUAGGAGUUAUUAACGGAAAUUAUUGACAUUAAAUAGGAUUCUUCAUCUAUCUAAUGAAAGCAACAUAUAUAUCAAUUUUAAAAUAAUCGAAUCAUAACUUUUUGCUUUGAUUAAUUUUUGAAAGUGGUCAGGAAAUUAAAUACUUGCAAUUUGGACACUCAUUAUCAAAAUUAAUCAGUCAGCUUUAAACUGGACACCAUGUACAAAUUAGAUGAUUUGGGGUGAUUUUAAAUAAUUUUUACGAAUUUUUAAACAAAGAUUUGAUAUUAAACAAAUGUGAAAGAAACUAGUGCUAGAUACACAAGAUCAAAUGAUACCCGGGGUACAGUGUAUGUAACUUUACAUCCAUGAAAUCUCUUGAAAAAUUCCAAUGUGAAAAGCUAGCACCCCAAACUUAUUCUUGUGUGACUGCUGCCAUUUCUAACACCUUCAAUGGAGUAAAUCUGCUGUGGCAAAAAGUCAUUUAUCUUAGUGUGUAAAUUUUAUUUCGAUUUGUGAAAGGUAUUAAAAAAUUGUGUUUUAACAUCUAGUGAUACCUCAAUCAUCUUGUAUCUAUAUAAAUUAAUUUUAUUAUGGUAAAGUAACAGAUAUUUUUAAUGUAUGUGAUAGUUUAAUUAAUCAAGCAUGAAAUAAUGAGUAUAAGGCAUAUAGGGGGGGGUUGGAUGGCUGAAUGGUUAGCGUGCGCAGGCUAUAUCAUAAAGUCUGUCAUUGAGUCGACUGGCGUGGUUUCGAAUCCCCGGUUGUACGUGACAAGAAGUAGGGUCGCCUGUCCAACCUCGUGGGUUUUCUCCGGGUCCUCCGGUUACCUCCAAUUGCUAAAGACCCUUAUGCGAAAGCGAAUUAUUGAAAUAAAACUAAACCAUAUGUUAGUCUCGAAAAGACCUAGUUUGUGUCGAGUGGACGUUAAACCCCAUUUCUCUCUCUCUCUUAUAAGGCAUAUAUAUUACUGUGACGCAAUGUUGUUACUGCCUACCUGGGUUUCUUAAUUGGUAAAUGUCUAGUCUACAGUCAUAUAUCUCACCAGCACUUCCAGUCAAAUAAGUAGUGCUUUUUAAUUGUAUCUCUGAAUAUAUGCAUAAAGUAUAUCCAAAUCUUUUAGGGCAGAACAAAUACUGGUGCCUCUUUUGGCAAGUCAAGUCACACAGGUAUAUUUCCUUUUUAAACUAUGGCAGAUUUCACUAAGUAAGAUAGUAAAAUUUCAAAUAAAAAUGUGUCCAAUGCAAUGUAUCAAUUAGUCAUGAUGCAGCCAAGUGUUAAUAAUAUACUUUGUAUUCUAUGUUAGACUAUUACAUGAUACACAACUGUACCAACAUUCACUAACCUUUUAAAUAUAUUUUGUAUGAAUUACCAAGAAACUAAAUGGUUUUAUCAAAUAUAUGUUACAUAUUGCUUGUUAUUGGACAUUGAAAUAAAUCAUGUAACACACACUUCAA